Molecule: messenger RNA, 1176 nt
Organism: Juglans regia (Persian walnut)
Lineage: Eukaryota; Viridiplantae; Streptophyta; Magnoliopsida; Fagales; Juglandaceae
Exons: 1
Coding region: 184-1062 (292 amino acids)
Source: RefSeq, a predicted model, not a curated record
GGCUUGAUAUAUAUAGGGACCCGUUAACCAAAUCUUCUUAAUUAUUUUCCUUCAUUUCCCAAACACAACACAGAGGUCAAGAAGAAUCAACCCCCAGAGAUUUACAGACACGAGAAGCAGAAGACGACGAAGAAGAAAAGGAGUUCGAGAGACGAAGCAAGCGGUGUAAAAAUUACGCUCCAAAUGCAAGGAGAAAGUUCCGAACUUUCGGCAUGUCCCAGCUUUAACAGCUACUCUUCGGAUAGACUGGCAGCCAUAGCAGCUGAAGUAACCCGCGAGUUUGACGGUGUUGGGGACCGGCAGCGACAACUUGGUGAUGAUUAUCGGGGCGAAGAACCAGAGGACAACGAUGACGACUUCGAAUUCGUUUCGGUUCGUAGGGCCGACGAUGUGGCCGUCAUCGACGGCCACGUCGGUCCGGUUUUCCCUAUAUUCAAUCGCGACCUCUUCGCGGAGAAGAGUAAACAGAAAAUCAAUGAAACGUGCGAUCCAGAGGAGGCAGAGGGUCACGAUGUGCUGUCCGUCCGGGUUCCGCUAAAGCAGCUGUUCGUAGAGGAACGCGAUCAAACGUCGUCGACGUUUUCGACGUCUUCGGAGGAAGAGGUGGAGGACGGGCUGGAUGGGGUCCCUCCAGGAACGUACUGUAUUUGGACUCCGAAUAGUAGUAACAACAGCUCGGCCAAAGCCUCCCCCAGCAAAUGCAAGAAAAGCAGUUCCACCGGAACUGGACCCGCGUCGGCAUCAAAACGGUGGAGGCUCUCGAGUUUUCUUCGCAGAUGCAACAGCGAAGGCAAGGAAUCGUUGGUAUUCUUGACGCCGAAGAAGGAAGCUGAGAUCAGAGCCGAGAAGGCCGCCGAACUGGAUUAUUCGAAGCUGGAAAAGAAGGUCCUGAAGAAGGCCGUGUCGAAGGAAACCAUGUCGUCGGCGCACGAAGCUUUCUAUGUGAGGAACAGGGCGAUGAGGGAGGGGGACAAGAGGCGGACAUACUUGCCAUACAGGCAAGACUUGGUUGGUUUCUGGACUAGCGUGGGUGCGUUAGGCAAGACCUUCCCUCCUUUCUGAUGAGGUUUUCCAGAUUCCAGCUCUCGAAUUUUGUUUGACCUACUUUUUUUUUCAUUAAUUUAUUGUUUAAUUAGCUUAUAAUUUGUUUUCUCUUUUAAAUAAAUAUGGAUUGUG